AUGGUGGACACAAACACGAACCAAAAUGGGAAUGGGGUGUGGGAAAAGGAGUCGUCGAAUUCAAAUUUCCAGAACUUUGAAUUUACAUUCAACGUGCCUUCUGAGAACAGUAGUUCUACAGGGUCUAAUAAAGCCUCCGAAUCUCUGUCAGAUAGUGUGCAGAACUACCCUGAAGAAUUUGGGCGCACAUACCACGCUUAUAGAGCAGGAUCAUAUGCUUUCCCGAACGACGUAUCAGAACGCGAACGACUUGUGCUACAAGGCGAACUUUUAUCAAAGCUCUUUGAUGGCAGAUUGUUUUUCUCUCCUUUGAGUAGAAUAAGCCCGCCGCGUUAUAUUCUUGACAUUGCUACGGGGCUAGGCGAUUGGGCUAUCCAAAUGGGUGAUUUGUUCCCUACGGCGGAGGUUAUUGCCACUGAUUUGUCACCCAUUCAACCCGACGAAGUGCCCCCCAAUGUUAACUUCUUCGUCGAAGACUCGUCUGAUCCCUGGGAUUACUCACACAAGUUUGAUUUCAUUCACACUCGAGUUACCAGUGGAUGCUGGGAAUCGUUCGAAAAGCAAAUUGUUCAGCAGGCCUUCGAUUCUCUCGAACCUGGAGGGUACUUUGAAUCGCAGGAGGUUGACAGUACCCUGGGGUGUGAUGAUGGCACCGUAAAUGCCGGCGGGGCGUUGGCACGAUGGCUGAAUGACAUCACGAUAGCUGGCAAUAAAUGUAAUCGUCCGUUGAUUACUGGUGCAAUAAUGAGGGAGGCUUACGAAAGAGUCGGUUUCAUCGACGUUCAAGAGAUCACAUUCAAGGUCCCCACCAAUGGAUGGGCAAAAGAUGCACAUUUGAAGGAAAUCGGCAAGAUGUGGGAGAGGAAUCUCCUAUCUGGGCUGAGCGGGUUCUCUCUCAGCCUAUUCCACAGAGUGUUUAAUAUGAGCCCAGAGGAAAUCGAGGUCUCCUUGGUCGACGUACGCCGAGAGAUAUCGGACCCUGGGGUGCACGCUUGGAUGCCGGUUUCCACAAAUCAAGCCAAGACUGACAAAAGACGGGAUUGGGGAAUUGCGAUCGCUGUCAACCGGAAAUUGAUGAGGAUAAAAUUGCAUAGUACAGAGUCCAGAAUGCUUCCGUCGCGGCUCGUACGGCCCAGCCGGCGCUUCUCACGCAGCGCCAUAACCACAGCCAUCUCGGUCACACCACGCGCGACAGUCGGCCCUCGCCCUUUCUCACAAUCCCGACUCCAAAGCUCCCGAGAUCCCUACGAACGACUCCGAAAUGCCCGCCCGCUCGUGCCCGACAUUAUCGCUCGCAGACUCACCUCGGCCGGGCGGUCACGCAACUCCAAGGCUGUCGUGGUGAUUGCCGUCAUUGGCGCCAUUGCCUUUUACAUCUACAAUUCCCAGACGGUGCCGGUCACGGGGAGGCGGCGGUUCAACUUCCUGUCAGAUAAAUUGGUCGAGCGAGCGCAUUCUCGAGCUGCCGAGGCCGUUAUACUAGCUGUCGAGGAGCAGGGGGGCCACUUCUUGUCCGACUGGGAUCCAAGAUGCAUGUUGGUCAAGAGGGUUAUGAAGAGGUUGAUUCCGUAUAUCGGGUCACCGAUGGACUUACACGUGGUGGGAAUCGCUACAGGGACCGCAAACGCAUUCGUCCUCCCCGGCGGCAAGGUCUUUGUGCACAGCGGCAUCCUCAACGUCUGCCGAAACGAGGACGCGCUCGCCGCCGUGCUCGGGCACGAAAUCGCGCACAAUACCGCGUCGCACGUUGCCGAGCGGCUUUCCGCCGCGUGGGUGGGAAACCUCACGGCGGGCAGCCUGUUCUUCUUGGCCGGGGCGAUCCCCGGCUUGGCGCUGUUUGGAAUCUGGACACUGGCGGGCGGUUUCUUUCUACAGGAUCUACUGUACUACCUCCCCAUGGGGCGCAAGCAGGAGAGCGAGGCAGAUUACAUUGGGCUGAUGAUGAUGGCGGAGGCGUGUUACGAUCCCAGGCAGGCGGUUGGGUUUUGGCAGAGAAUGGAGAUGAUUCAGAAGACGGGAGGCCAGGAAGUGCCUGAGAUGCUGAGUACCCAUCCUUCGAACGAAAAUCGAGUCAACAAGAUCAAGGAGUGGCUACCAAUCGCGAUGGAGAAGAGGCAGGAGAGCGAUUGUAGUGGUACGUCGGCGUUUGCGGACAGGUUCAGGAUUGCGCUGAGGAGGGGGAUUCCGGUGCAUGAGGUGUAG
Molecule: messenger RNA, 2202 nt
Organism: Metarhizium acridum CQMa 102
Lineage: Eukaryota; Fungi; Ascomycota; Sordariomycetes; Hypocreales; Clavicipitaceae
Source: RefSeq, a predicted model, not a curated record